Salvia splendens (bonfire salvia) is the source of this 1072-nucleotide messenger RNA. RefSeq names its product zinc finger protein 4. Gene Ontology annotation, biological process: negative regulation of abscisic acid-activated signaling pathway. Bases 320 to 880 code for a protein of 186 amino acids. The transcript is spliced from 2 exons. The record is from RefSeq and is a predicted model, not a curated record. Lineage: Eukaryota; Viridiplantae; Streptophyta; Magnoliopsida; Lamiales; Lamiaceae.
UCUGAGUGUUUAGUCUGCUUAUCUCUCUGACCUAUUCUCUCUCUCCAAUGAUCUUAUCUCCAUCCAAUUCUUGUGUUCCUCUCCUCAACUCAAUCCUUUUCUGGUAAAAACUAGAAUCCUGCCCCAAAUUCUGUCUUUUCACUGCUCCUGCUUCUAGCUACCUUCCUUCUCUUCAUACUAACUACCUUUGCAGCCUUCUUCUUUCCAUACCUUCUUCUUCUUCUUCUACUUCACUUUUUCAUGGUUGAAUUCUCUGUUUCACUACUGUUUAUCUCUCAAGUGUUGCUUCUUGAUUCGGUGAGUGAGUAAUUAAUCAAUUAUGAUGCCCUUAAAUUUGAACAUGGAAUCCGACUCCUUCGAGCCCGUUACCCUCGACCUCACCCUCGGCCUCAGUGGCUGCCCGGGACCCGACCUCGAGGCCGUUUCCACCCCAACGCCAUCCUCGCGAGUCUUCUCGUGCAACUAUUGCCACCGCAAGUUCUACAGCUCACAGGCAUUGGGAGGGCACCAGAAUGCCCACAAGCACGAGCGGACCCUCACCAAGAGGGCCAUGCGUAUGGAGAUUUUUUCCGAGAGAUACGUUAGCCUCGCCUCACUCCCCCUCCAUGGAUCCGCCUUCCGGUCUCUAGGCGUCCAAGCUCAUGCGUCCGUGCACUCGGAACAUGGGAUAAGAAGAGGAGGAGUAGGCAGUGGUGGCGGAGCCAGGGUUAUCGGUCAGGGCUACUUCGGUCAAGCCAGGGAACUAUCGUGGCCGGGAAGCUUCCGACAAAUGGAGGGCGUUUGUGGACAUUCGGGGCAGGGCUCGGAUGUGGUGGCCGGAGCUGCCCCACGUCCGAGGACAGAACAUUCAUCCCUUCCUGACCUCAACCUCAAACUUUAACAAUUUUUUGGAGUUUAACAUGUGAUGUGAUGCAUAAAUAUUGUACAUUUGAGUGAUAGAGAUGAAUUCUUGGUGUGGAGAUGAUAUAGUAUGUUGCUAGUUGGGAUAGUACUCUUAAAUUAAGCAUAUAUCAAAAAUAGGUUGAUGUAAUUUUGUGGGUAAAAAUAUUUGUAAUGCCAAUUCGUUUAUCAA